Symbiodinium pilosum is the source of this 2280-nucleotide messenger RNA. The record is from the annotation of a GenBank genome assembly. NCBI's taxonomy places the organism in Eukaryota, Dinophyceae, Suessiales, Symbiodiniaceae.
AUGUACAGCCAGCGCUGCCAAACGGCCUCCAACGGCUACAGUGCUGGCUACGCUGGCAGUCCGCCCCUUUCCGUGCAGCUUCUCAACAAUGAUGCAGACCUUCCGGCUGUGCAGCCUCCGCAUUUCCGCUCUGCUCUGCCAUUGUUUGAUUAUCAGCUCCGAAGCUUGGGCUGGAUGAUGUCCAGGGAAGAUGCUUCUGAAGGGAUGCGGGGAGGUAUUCUGGCAGACAGCAUCGGCUUUGGCAAGACCACCAUUACCUUGGCCUUGAUGGACCACCGGCGUUGCAAGCAACUACCAGUUACCUCAAAGGAUCUCAUCCCUUCGCGAGCCACGCUUAUCAUGAUGCCUCCAAACCUUUGGAGGCAAUGGCAAAACGAAAUCCAGAAGUUUCUUCCGGUCGGGUCGUUUCGAGUUCUGGCUGCUGCCAAUGGAGGCGAGCUGAGAAGGCUGUCAGUGGAAGACAUUCAGACGUCAGAUGUGCUCAUCGUUCCUUACCAAAUUUUCCGUGGUCGGGCUUAUGCUGGUUUGAAGCUGAGAUUGAAGCAUUUCUACUGGCAUCGCAUCAUUGCAGACGAGUUCCACGAGCUCAUCGGUGCGGCCGUGGAUGGCGAGCAUCCCUUUAAUGAGGCCAAGCAUCAGCUUUGCCAUCUUGAGGCGGACAGUCGCUGGGGUCUCACCAGCACGCCCCCUUUCAAGACCGUCGCCGAAGUGGCUGUCACCGCCACGUUCUUUCAGAUGAAGAUCCAGCGCACUGAGCAGGACUGUCGCCUAUUUAUUGAGAAGAUGGUCCGGCAGAACAAGAACUCCAUGAAGUUGCCAGAUGUUGUGCAACAUAAAGUCGAAGUCCUACAAUCGCGACAUGAACGCGCCCUGUAUCUUCAGCGUGAGAGGGAAAGCUAUUCCGCACCCAACAUAUUGUGGGACUCUGCUUCGCUUCAUUUCAUCCACUCUGAGGGGAGCCCCAGGCGCACACUGAAAACUCCUGAGCAAGUCUGCCUGGAAAUGCUGAAGAAGGAUCAAGAGGAGACUCGGAGAUAUGAUGACCUGCUCUUCGAGCAUUCCGUGAAAAUAGAAGCUUACUUCCGCGCUUACCGGCAGCUCUUGGAGAACUGCGCCAUGGGUUCCAACGACACCUUGCCCAGGCGGCCGGCUGACGGACCGAGUGAGCUGGGGUCAGCCUCUGGCUUUGGAUUGCAACACUUAGAUGAGCUCAAGUCAAGGUUGCAAAGUAGCAGACACUUGAACGAGGAAACGCGCAACAGCGAUGGCAAAAAGACUGCAAGUGACAUGCGCACGAAGUGUAUUGAAGAGGCCGCCAAGCAGAAGCAGAUCCACCGAAAUGACGUUCUCGCGACUGCUGGAGCAAGAAUCACCUUCGAAAAGCUUCUUUCGGCUAUCGACAGAGAAUGUCGCAACGAGUUAUGCUGUUUGCGCAAUCUGGAGCAGCACCUCACAAAGUCCCUCCUGUUCGAGCGAUCACUUCAAGACACAGAAGACCAUUUCGAGUGUCCGAUUUGCUAUGACGAUUUGCCCUGGAGUGAGUGCGGUAUUGCGCCCUGUGCCCACAAAGCGUGUUUGAGGUGCUGGAGCAUUUGCCUCUACCAGGACGGGCGGUGUCCGAUUUGCCGCUGCGAGGUCUUGAUCACACGGGUGGUGUCCGUUGAGAUUCCCAAAGCCUUUAUGCAGAAGCUGCCUGACACGCGCAGUUUGGUGCAGAAACUGGGUCAACACCACAACCGAAGGCAGUCUUCAGAGAUGUACAGCGCCUAUGGAUCAAAGCUUCAGUCUGUAAUGGAGACGAUUCAUGGGAUUUGGGACAGCCAGUCCGGCGCGAAGAUUUUGGUGUUCUGCCAAUCUGAAGAUCUUCGCAUAACAGCAGAUGCUGCCUUUUGGUCCUUCGGAGUUGAGCAUGUCACGUUGAAGGGCGACGCCUUAGAGCGCUCGAAGGCUGUCGCACGCUUUGCAGAAUCUCCGCAUACGAAUGUGAUGCUGUUGUCCAUGGAAAUUUCUCCAAGCGGCUUGAACUUAACCAUUGCAAAUCACAUCAUUCUGGCACAGCCCACCAGGAGGGGUGGGGACGAGACAAGCGUUGACUUCGAGGAGCAGGCAAUUGGACGAUGCUGGCGAACUGGUCAGCAAUCGAUAGUGCACGUUUGGCGCCUGUGCAUGCUUGGGACGGUUGAGGAGGAAAUGGUAGAUAGGCACAUGGCGGCUUGGACAGAAAGGCAAAUCCGACUCGGCUCUACACCCCAGGCAGUAAACCACUGCCCGCGCGGUUAG